GUCAAACGACGGCUACAAGCCGUCCUGCACGCCUGUGUUAGAACAGUGAAAGAUCCAAUGAGAGCGGAAGGGUGUUUCUCUGUACUCGGGUCUGCUGCACCGCACCGGAAGUUAGCGAAAGCUAAUCGGUUAACACCAAAAUUAUAAAAGCUCAGGGGGCGAGGGCUCUCAGAGUCCCCGGGUCGGUGCAAGACCCAGAUGGGACUGUCUCUUGGGGCGCUUGGCGGUAGUGUUAGAAACGGGGUUUUGGGCUGGAUGGCGUUUAUUUUGUCGGGCUAACGCGGCUAGCAGGCCGGGACCGGGGCCAAGGAUGGAGUGCUGGCGAGGUUUGCCUUGCGCUACGGGAGCGGACGGAAAAGCGGCGCACGAAGAGGGCAGCUCGGCUCCGCGGCCGCCGAGACACCCGGGGAGGCGUCUGUACAUUUGAGGGAGACUAUAGCAUUAGCAUUAGCAUUAGCACGCUGGAGCCCCCCGGUACGGAGUAGGUCGCUAACGGUGGUGGCCGGUAGUCUACAGGCAUUUUCCAUUUAAGUUUUUAUUUGGUAUUUUCAUAUUUGUCUACAUGUUUACGCUAUAAGCACGUUUUCAGACAUAUUGCGGUGUUUAUUAUUGUGCUCUUUGACACCUUGUUAGCUGCCUAGCCUAGCCGUGCAAAGUGCGGUGCAGGCCCGGUGUCAGCCAUUAACGCUCCCCUCCGUGUAUAAACAAAGCUCCCCUAUUUAAGCUCGCCAACACUACCUUUUAUAUUACUUAAGGUCCCUGCUUAUUUAAAAUGUAUUGCAAAUCGCUUAGCAUUUAGUCUAGGGCUGAAAACGGCUCCCCCCUACACUGUAUGUGCGUACACGGUGCUGGAUCGCCGAUGAAUUUCGCCACUUGUCGUUUUUUCUUUUUAAUAAAACCCUUUUCUAUAAUUAACGCGACCUUUUGAAAUACUUCUGAAGGAGCGUUUUGAUAUUGACAUUUGCGGAGGCGUGGGACGUACGGCCGACAGGGUGGAAGGCGUUUUAAACCUCGGGUUAGAAAGUUGUAUAUUGUAGAAGGGGUGUCCCAGCCAGGGGGUAUUGGUAGGGGGCACCCAUAUCAUUGCCAUGGGGAUAAAGUGGGAAAUGCUCGCCGCCUUCAGCCUCCUCUUCUGGCUGAUCGGGAACGGGUGUCGGGCGAUGACGGCGGUGGAGAAGACCAAAAUCAGGGACCAGAUCUUGGAAAUGUUUGACCACGCGUACGGCAGCUACAUGAAAUAUGCCUACCCCGCUGAUGAGCUGAUGCCCCUCAGCUGCAGGGGUCGCGUGAGGGGGCUGGAGCCCCCCCGUGGAGACAUCGACGACUCGCUGGGCAAGUUCUCUCUCACGCUGAUUGACACCUUGGACACUCUUGUGGUGCUGAACAAGCUGGAGGAGUUUGAAGAAGCAGUGAAGAUGGCGGUGAAGGACGUCAGGCUAGAUAACGACAUCGUCGUGUCUGUGUUCGAGACCAACAUCCGGGUGCUGGGAGGCCUGUUGGGGGCGCACGUGAUGGCCGAGCUGCUGCGUGGGCAGGGGGAGCGGAUGCAGUGGUACAGGGAUGAGCUGCUGCACAUGGCCAAGGAGCUGGGUCACCGACUGCUGCCCGCAUUCAACACCACCAGCGGGCUGCCUUACCCCCGGGUGAACCUGCGCUAUGGGGUCCUGAAUCCACUGUCACGCACCGGCACCGAGUCAGACACCUGCACGGCAUGCGCAGGAACGAUGAUCCUGGAGUUUGCGGCACUGAGCCGGCUGUCGGGGGACACCGUGUUCGAGGAACAUGCCAGGAAGGCACUGGACGUGCUCUGGGACAAGAGGCAGAGAGGAAGUGACCUCGUGGGCACCGUCAUCAACAUCCACAAUGGGGACUGGGUGCGCAGGGAUAGCGGUGUGGGGGCUGGUAUCGACUCGUACUACGAGUACCUGAUGAAGGCCUACGUUUUGCUGGGAGAUAACGUCUACCUGGAGAGGUUCAACGCGCACUACAGCGCCAUCAUGAAGUACAUAAGCCAGCCACCACUGCUGCUCAACGUACACAUGCACAACCCCACCGUGAGCGUGCGUGGCUGGAUGGAUUCCCUGCUGGCUUUCUUCCCCGGGCUGCAGGUGCUGAGAGGAGAUCUGAAGCCGGCCAUCGAGACACACGAGAUGCUCUACCAAGUGACGCAGCAGCACAAGUUCUUACCGGAGGCGUUCACCACCGAGUUCAAAGUUCAUUGGGGUCAGCACCUGCUGCGUCCUGAGUUCGCAGAGAGCACCUACUUCCUAUACAAGGCCACAGGGGACCCCUACUACCUGAAGGUGGGCCAGUCCAUCGUAGAGAAGCUCAACACUCACACCCGAGUGCCUUGCGGAUUUGCCGCCAUGCAGGAUGUCCGGACUGGGACCCAUGAGGACAGAAUGGAUUCCUUCUUCCUGGCGGAGAUGUUCAAGUACCUGUACCUCUUGUUCUCGGAGAAGAGUCAGCUACCGUUCGACAUCGACGACUACAUAUUCACCACGGAGGCUCACCUUUUGCCCAUGUCCUUGUCCAGCACACAACCCCCCUGCCAAGACAACAGAAUGGUGCAGGAAUCCCCGACAGCAGAGGACCUGUUCACCUACUCCUGUCCCAGCACCCAGACCCUCUUCCCCAACAACCCGUCAUUCGCCAGGACCAUCCGGGACGGAUACAAGUACCUCACGGGGGUGGGCAGGGUGCAUCACCAUGCCACGCCCAUCAGGGGCAUCGAGCUGCCUUUGCACGACAGCGGCAUGGAGUCCGUGGAGUUCUUCAGGAGCAUGGGCAUCUCUCUCGCCAAGCUGCAUGACGUGGCGGCCGGCCUCAGCAACGCGGGGGUCUUGGCGGAUGCCGCGGGGCCCAAGGGCACGUACACAGUCAAGCUGAUAGCAGAGGUGAGCCAGGCCACGGAGGAGGAGGAAGUGGUGCCGCUGAUCGUGCAGCUGAUCUCCCCACCUUUCCUGGGCAGGACGGUGCUGAUGGCCGGGCCGGCCAAGUUCGGGAUGGACCUCACAAAGCAGGAGCAUGGGGUGAAGGGCAGCAUAGUAAAGAGCGCCCCCUACAGCGCGUGUGGGCCCAUUGAGAAUGCAGAGGAGCUGCGGAGUAAUAUUGCCGUGGCGCUGCGUGGGGACUGCAUGUUUGCGUCCAAGGCCCGGAGGCUGCAGGAAGCGGGCGCCAUUGGGGUCGUCUUCAUUGACCACCGGGAGGGGAGCAGCAGUGAGGAAACGCCCCUUUUCCAGAUGGUGGGUGACGGGGGCUCCGUGGCAGACAUCACCAUACCGCUGGUCUUCCUGUUCAGCCGCGAGGGGGCCGUUCUGAGCGCCGCCCUGGAGGAGCACCGCAACGUGGACGUGCUGCUGCUACCCCGGGACCGGCAGCUGGGCCGAGAAAAGGUGAGCCAGCCGCUUGGGGUCAAUAUCAAGAUCCGUUUAUCCGGGGGUGGGGAGCUGCUGAGCGGAGAGGACAAAGACGCCACCAUCCAGCUGCUGCUGGAACCGGGCGAGGAGGAAGAAGAGGAUGGGGAAGUAAGAAGCCCCAGCAGCCAAUGCCAUCUGUCAGACCUCCCCCCGCACAUGGACAAGCAGGCCAGCGGGGCCGGCCCCCAGUCCACGGCGUGCUCGUCCCACACCGACUCUCAGAGCAGCCCCUGACGUUCUGGAAGGCACCACACCACACCCUGAAGUGCUGACCAAUGGGUUAGGUUUUCCCAACAUGCUGUGCUGGGGGAGGCAGACUCGCAGCCCCCCUAUUUGAGAGCUUGUAACGUCUGGACAAAGACUAAGUUACUGAUGUGUCCUAAGAGGAUAAAAGACACUGGGAAGUUGGACUCUUGUUGAACUCGGUUUAUCCCGUACUGUUAUAGUAGCUGAAAUCAUGAAAUAAUAUAUAAAAUAAUGGGGGGGGGAUCUGUACAUGCAAGGGGAUUUGCUACAGUUAUGUAGGGAUGCUAAUUAGCCUAAUGUCAGCUAAGAAUAACAAAGGUGGGACCUGAGUUGGGGUGGUUAGGGUUACACGAGCUACAUUUCUUAGCCAUGGAGCGCUUCUCCACUUAAAAUGCCAAAAUGAGGCGGCUGCUGCAGUGGCGGCUGCAGACGGUUUCGGGGUAAUGGUGGACUGGUACUGUAUUAGUUCGUGUUCUAACAUGGGGCCAGUGCGGUGAACCGCAGCGUUCAUACGUAUCGUGUACUUGAACAUCGGGCACUUUUUGUUUAAUCAUGUGAGUGUGAGGGAUGGGAACGGCGGUCUUAAUUGGCUUUACACAACAUAGGCGCACUAGGCACGCCGCGUUCUGUGGGCGGGGCCUGAGUUUCACUUAUGAUUCUAGUUUUCACUAUUAUAAAGGACCUGUCCAGUAUACCUCAUGUUGCGCCUGCAGAACGGGCACCGGGGUGUCGUCUGGCUCAGAUGUCACGGUGGUGGGCAGUCUUACACCCCAUAUCAACGUGCUGCGCAGCGCGCGGGAACGGGGGACCGCAGACUGCCUCCCUUCCGGCUCGUUCACAACUUUUACAGAAUAACGCGUAGAGUUAGCAAGCUUCACAAAUGUGUAAAAUUAUUGGUGAGGACAAAAAAAUGGAUCCUUUUAUACGCAUCCUACUGCAGGUGAGCUGAAGCUUGGUCAGCAAUACCAUCUAUAGCCAUAUUAUAAAUAUAUUUAAUUUAAAUUUGGGUAUUAAAAUUAUGCGCAUUAAACGGGGUUCUUGUCACUGUGAUUCGUUUUCACUUAAAACCUACGACCUCAUGGAUGGCGGUGGGAAUCAUUAACCUGUCUAAAAAUGCCUUGUGUGGGUUUUUUUUAAAGGCGUCUUGCAGGAUAUAUUUUCACCGUAACGCUGGGCAGCGCCGCACUUUAUGAGAUACGCGCUGCAAGGCGCGUUGGGAAAGUCUUAAUCUUACCUGCUACGCUGUGUUAAAGCGGUGUUUUAUCGUGCACAUCCAUACGAUGCGUUUUCUCAAGGGCUGACUUGUGUUUCACUAGCGAAGGGCCGCCACCUACUACGAAGUAAGGUCGUGUAUGUGUUUAUGGUAUUUAUUCUUAAUUGCAGUACCAUCCGGAAAUAUUGAUGGCAAAGCAGGCGAACAUAAGUGCCAAAGUCUUUUAGUCCUUUUGCUGUAACAGUAAUGCUUUCCACUGUGUGGUUUUUGAUAAGUGUUCUUAUAAAAGCAACCUGAAUUAGUCAAUAAACUAGACUCACGAACGCAGUAAUCGUAGUCGUUUUCCUUUGGUUUUGCAUUCCGUUUUUGGUAUUUUUGUGUGAAUACUUGAUAAGUGUGAUUGAUUAUUACUCGAAUAGGUCCUAUUUGCACUACCACUAUUUUUAUUAUAGGAUUUUUUGUAAACAUUACAAUUGAAGAGUCAAGAUAAAUAAAAGUUUAACUGAUGAUUUUAACAGUAAAGCGUAAUAAUAUACACUCAUGGUAGGUUUUUGCCAAACUGUUCUCUCGCUAGCCUUUUAAACACGUUCGUCUCUUAUUUCUGUAUUAGUGAUUAUACAUGGAAUAAACGUGCCAUUUGCAGCUGGAAAUUCCAGUAGCUGCCA
Messenger RNA from Brienomyrus brachyistius, 5543 nucleotides. RefSeq names its product ER degradation-enhancing alpha-mannosidase-like protein 3. Gene Ontology annotation, molecular function: calcium ion binding; mannosyl-oligosaccharide 1,2-alpha-mannosidase activity. The record is from RefSeq and is a predicted model, not a curated record. Lineage: Eukaryota; Metazoa; Chordata; Actinopteri; Osteoglossiformes; Mormyridae. Bases 1089 to 3653 code for a protein of 854 amino acids. Gene Ontology annotation, biological process: mannose trimming involved in glycoprotein ERAD pathway; endoplasmic reticulum mannose trimming; carbohydrate metabolic process. Gene Ontology annotation, cellular component: endoplasmic reticulum; membrane. The transcript is spliced from 20 exons.